Molecule: messenger RNA, 1461 nt
Organism: Tribolium castaneum (red flour beetle)
Lineage: Eukaryota; Metazoa; Arthropoda; Insecta; Coleoptera; Tenebrionidae
Product: ionotropic receptor 75a
Exons: 3
Coding region: 107-1417 (436 amino acids)
Cellular component (GO): membrane
Molecular function (GO): ligand-gated monoatomic ion channel activity
Source: RefSeq, a predicted model, not a curated record
CUCAAGCCACCACGGCCAAUUUACAGUCACAAAAUUAGGACUAUGUGAUGAAACAAACGGCUAUCAAGCAAAAAUCGCCGGUAACAAAUACUGGUCAAGAAAAAACAUGACAGGGGUUCAAUUCAAAUCAGCUGUCGUGGUCCCUGACCCUAGCAUUAAACUAAAUGACUAUCUAACAAGUGACAAAAAUCGCCAACUCCACUCCAUGCAUAGAUUUCAAAGCGUAACGGUUAACUACUGCCGAGAAAUGUACAACUUCAGUUUGGAAAUUCAGAGAACUAAUUCGUGGGGUUAUCUGACCCCGAACGGCCAUUUCGACGGCUUGGUGGGGCUGCUUGAGCGCAGACUUGUGGAUUUUGGGAGCUCUCCGUUGAUUUACAAGCUUGACCGAAUGCCGGUCAUUGAUUACAGUUACGGAAAUUGGGUUUUGCGGUCUACUUUUAUCUACAGACGCCCGAAAAUCAUUGAGGCGUCUUACAAGAUUUUCUUGCGGCCUUUAUCACGAACCGUUUGGAUUUGUAUCGUUUUAAUGAUGGUGCUUUUGAUGCUUUUUUUGAAGGUGGUUUUCAGUCGCGAGAAGCGCCUUUUGCAAAAGCGCAAUUUGGUUGACAGCAGUUGGAGCUUCCUGUUUUUGUUCACCUUGGGGGCGUUUUGCCAGCAGGGGGCCACCUGCCACCCCCAGUUACUGAGCAGUCGGACGUUAUCCAUUUUUGUUUUUCUUUUUUGCAUAUUGACUUAUCAGUUUUACUCGGCCAGUAUUGUGUCUUAUUUAUUGAUAGACCCGCCUCGGAAAAUAAAUAAUUUAAAAGAUUUGUCUGACAGUAAUUUGAGAGCCGGAAUUGAGGAUAUUUUGAUUGACAGAAAUUACUUUGUGCAAACUACAGAUCCGGUAGCUAUCGAAUUAUUUAAUAAAAAAAUCAAGUUUAGUAACAACAAUUCGGGCUUUUAUGAACCGUGGGAUGGGCUAGAUUUGGUGAAACAGGGCGGGUUUGCGUUUCAUGUUGAAACCAGCACUGCGUACCCCAUUAUCGAGGAAACUUUCACAAAUGAGGAAAUUUGCGAGCUUGAAGAAGUGCAAAUGUAUAGGACGCAGCCCAUGCAUACUAAUCUUCAGAAGAACUCGCCGUUUCGCGAAAUGAUGAACUACUGUAUGUUGCAUUUGGUGGAAAACGGACUAAUGUAUCGCUUACGAAAAUACUGGGACGCUCGCAAGCCAAUGUGCAUCGAGUCUGCCAAAAAAUUCACAUUUAAUGUUGGUCUCAAGGAGUUUUCUUCAGGCCUGAUUGUUCUUUCUUACGGUAUUUUAAUUUCACUGGGUUUGUUGUUAAGGGAGGUGAUAGUUCACAAAAAAGUGUACAUUAAAGAUUUGUUUCGUAAGAAAAAUGCGAAAAAUGCCGUUCAACCAUUCACCAAUUGAUUGAAUUACACUUUAGUUCACACAGUAGGUGAAAAUAAACAGUU